AGGGCCAUUGAAAAAGUUUAAUUAUUUUUGGAUUUCUUCGAUAUAUAUAAAUGUAUUCUCUUCGCAUUUUUAUAUCAAUUACUAGUUAAUGGAACUCCUUCAAGAUCAUUGAAGACUAUCACCGAGGAGCUGGGAGCGGUGGGUGUGUUCCCGCAGCCUCCAAGAGACGCACUGGUUCCACUGGUCUCCCAGCAGCUGUCAGACUGCUGGUCCUGAAGCCUCCACUGUAAGGCGUGCACUGCGCAUGCGCCGGCGCUGGACAGCUCCGAGAGGGAAAUUUAAAAAACGGUUCAAGAGGAUCCAGAUCAUCACCACUACCUCUACUGCAGACCACGUCCUGAUUCCCGCGUCCUCCACUGGAUACCACGUCCUGAUCAGCGAGUCCAGUACAGUUUGGAGACCACGUCUUGAUCCCCUCGUACUCUACUGGAGACCACGUCCCGAUCACCGCGUCCUCUACUGGAGACAACGUCCCGAUCACCGAGUCCAGUACAGUCUGGAGACCACGUCCCGAUCACCGAGUCCAGUACAGUCUGGAGACCACGUCCUGAGACGCGCUCCGUCCUUAUCCUCCUCACGUCAUCUCCAACAGAGGUAAACACGAGAUGAUCGAAGGAGGCCUCCCGCCCAGGAUGUCCGGCCUCAUGGAGCCCUCCGGCCCGGAGCCGAGCCACCAGGACUACAGGCUGCUGACCACCGACCCCUCCCAGCUGCGGGAGGAGGACCUCCCAGGGGACCUGCAGUCCCUGUCGUGGCUCACCUCCGUGGACGUCCCCCGCCUGCAGCAGAUGGUGGACGGCCGGGGCCUGGGCGACGGGGCCCAGGGGCCCCCGGGGGCCCGCCUGCUGGAGCAGCAGACAGCUCAACUCAACAUGACGAUGUCCGGGGCCCACGCCGCCAUGCUCCACCUGCAGAGCAACAUGCAGCACGGCCCCCUGGGAGUCAACCUGCUCUCAGCCCACACCGGGAGUAUGUCUCCGUUCUCCAUCGGCGGCCAGCCCUCCCCCGGGUACCCCUGCCCCGCCUCCACCUACCAGCCCGCCCCCCCGCAGGUGUACUCCCUCUCGCCGGCGGGACAACAGUGCUCUCCUGCUGGGCUCUACAGCAACGUGGCCUUCAGCAGCCAGAGUCUGUUCACCCAGCCCCGCCUUGCCCCUCAGAACCAGGAGCUGCAGCCCAAAGCCUUCCCCAAGCCCAUCUACUCCUACAGCUGUCUGAUCGCCAUGGCUCUGAAGAACAGCAAGACGGGCAGCCUGCCGGUCAGCGAGAUCUACAGCUUCAUGAAGGACCACUUCCCUUACUUCAAGACGGCGCCGGACGGCUGGAAGAACUCGGUCAGACACAACCUGUCGCUGAACAAGUGCUUCGAGAAGGUGGAGAACAAGCUGAGCGGCUCGUCCAGGAAGGGCUGCCUCUGGGCGCUGAACCCCGCCAAGAUCGACAAGAUGGAGGAGGAGAUGCAGAAGUGGAAGCGCAAGGACCUGCCCGCCAUCCGCCGCAGCAUGGCUAACCCCGACGAGCUGGACAAACUGAUCACCGACCGCCCGGACAGCUGCCGGCGCAAGGCGGAGGCGGGGGUGACGCGGCUGGCCCACGGCCCCGCCCACGGCCCCGCCCACGGCCCCGCCCCCGCCCAGCUGCAGGCCCCGCCCGUGGUCACGCUGUCCCUCCAGUGCCUCCCCAUGCACCACCACCACCAGCACCACCACCAACACCACCAGCAGCAGCACCAACAGCAGCAGCAGCAGCAUCAGCAGCACCAGCUCCACGCCCUGCAGGCCCGUCUCGCCCCCAUGUCCCCCAAGUCCCCCGCCCCGGCCCAGACGCCCCCCCUCCACAGCCCCAUGGUGCAGCACCCCGGGAAGCUGCCCCAGGGCGACUACUACGGCCUGCAGGGCGACUCCGAGGUGGACGCCCUGGACCCCAGCAUCAUGGACUUCGCCCUCCAAGGGAACCUGUGGGAGGAGAUGAAGGACGACAGCUUCAACCUGGACGCCCUGGGCACCUUCAGCAGCUCCCCGCUGCGGCUGUCCGACUGCGACCUGGGGGGCCUGGCCCUGCCCCCCGCCCCCCUGAGCGACGUGCAGGUGACGGGGCUGUACGCCUCCUACGCCGCGCUGGACGCCCUCUCCGCCCAGUACAUGGCCGCCGCCCCCGCCAACAGCAAGCCCAUCGCCCUGCUUUAG
Molecule: messenger RNA, 2186 nt
Organism: Gadus chalcogrammus (walleye pollock)
Lineage: Eukaryota; Metazoa; Chordata; Actinopteri; Gadiformes; Gadidae
Gene: foxn4
Product: forkhead box N4
Exons: 10
Coding region: 606-2186 (526 amino acids)
Biological process (GO): regulation of transcription by RNA polymerase II
Molecular function (GO): DNA-binding transcription factor activity, RNA polymerase II-specific; transcription cis-regulatory region binding
Source: RefSeq, a predicted model, not a curated record